CCCAACGGUCCCGGAUGCAGCUUCCUUCACAUUGCCAAACGGGCAAAAAUCCAAAGCGAGUGAGCGACGGACGGACGCACGGACGUGCUGGCGCCUCACACACAGUCCUCGCCUCGGUACACUCCCUCUCCUCCGAGCUUCUUCAUCAUCGUCUGAAAACAAUUUCAGUCUCACAGAGAGAGAGAGAGAGAGAGAGAUGGGGGUAGAGAUCGUGGAGCCAAACACCUGCAUCCGAGGAUGCUGCAGCAGCAAGACCAUCCCCUUGCAUCUCCCACCUUCUUCUUAUUCUAUCCUUUCCCCAAUCGCUCGAGGGGCGGAGAGUAUUGUUUACGAAGGGAGAUUGAAUGGGGUGAGAGUUGCCGUGAAAAAACCUAUUUUGUCUACUUCAGAGGAUAUCGAUAAAUUUCACAAGGAGUUGCAGCUGUUGUGCAAGUUGGAUCACCCAGGAUUAGCGACACUGGUGGCAGCGCAUGCAAAGCCACCCAAUUACAUGUUUUUCUUUCGAUUCUAUGAGUCACGUAAUCUCUUCGAGAAACUACAUGUAGAAGAAUGGAACCCAAAACUUGAUCAGGUGCUCAUGAUCACAGUGCAGCUAGCCAAAGCUCUGCAGUAUCUACAUAGCCUUGGGAUUGUACAUAGAGAUGUGAAACCAGCAAAUAUUCUUCUUGAUGAGAACCUUUGCCCACACCUAUCAGAUUUUGGUUUGGCAGAGUACAAAGGAGAUCUUAAACAAGUUUCUAUUGCAAAUUGGAGAUCAUCUGGCAAGCCAACUGGUGGUUUCCAUAAGAAAAAUAUGGUUGGCACACUCAUUUAUAUGGCACCAGAAAUAUUGAAAAAGGAGAUACACAGUGAAAAAUCAGAUGUCUACAGUUUUGGGGUGUCCAUCAAUGAGCUUCUUACUGGUAUUGUUCCAUACACUGAUCUUCGAGCAGAAGCCCAGGCCCACACUGUGCUGGAAAUGAACUACACUGAACAGCAACUUACAGCAGCUGUGGUGUCUGAAGGAUUGAGACCAGUCAUUGCGUGUCUUGAUUCAGGUGCUCCAGCAAGCUUACUGUCGUUGAUUCAAAGGUGUUGGGAUGCAAAUCCUCAAAAUAGACCGUCUUUCUAUGACAUUGUUUUGGAACUUGGUCCAAUAUUGGAGCACAGAAUGAGUGUGAUGGAAGAGAAAAUGGUCUCUGGUGAUCCCUCUGUUUCUCCUGGAGAUUAUCUCAUAAACGACAACAACAAUGUUCGAACUUAUCAAGAAAGUAUUAAUUGGUUCAAUCGGGGGGAACGUUUUUCCAGUAAUGCUUCCCUUGGUGCUUAUUCUGGUUUGAGAUUCUGGCUUGAUUCGUUGCAUGAUCCUUUGGCAUACCAUCCAGUACUUUCUUGGGGAUCCUUCUCUACUUGUGGAAGAAGGGAGGCUAUGGAGGAUACACACUUCCUUAUGCCCCAUGCAUGGAAUGAAAAGGAUGUCUAUGUGUUUGGAAUCUUUGAUGGUCAUCGAGGUGCAGCAGCUGCUGAAUUCUCAGCUCAAGUUUUGCCAGGGUUUCUACAAACAUUGGGUUCCAUGAGGAGUCCUCCCGAUGCGCUAGUGGAAGCGUUUCUUAAGACUGAUGUUGCAUUUAGGAAUGAAUUGGAAUUACUUCGUAAAGCUGGAGGUGUUAUUAAGAAAGACUGGCAUCCUGGCUGUACGGCAAUUGCCGCUCUAGUAGUGAGAAACAAACUUUUUGUUGCGAAUGCUGGUGAUUGCAGGGCAAUCUUAUCUCGGGCUGGCCAACCCCAUGUUCUUACUAGGGAUCAUGUUGCAAGCUGCCCUGUGGAGAGACAGCGUGUUAUUAAUGCAGGGGGACAAGUCAAGUGGCAAGUGGAUACAUGGAGGGUUGGUCAGGCUGCUCUUCAGGUUACACGCUCCAUUGGUGAUGAUGAUCUGAAGCCUGCUGUAACUGCUGAACCUGAGAUAACAGAAACUCUUCUGUCCGCAGAGGAUGAAUUCCUGGUAAUGGCUAGUGAUGGACUGUGGGAUGUUAUGAGUGAUGCAGAGGUCUUAAACAUAAUCAGGGACACUGUUAAAGAGCCUGGAAUGUGCUCUAAGAGAUUGGCGACAGAAGCAGCUGGACACGGCAGCAAAGAUAACAUCACAGUCAUUGUCGUUUUUCUGCGCAGAGUCUCCACAGCGGAGAGAAUUUACUAGGUUUAACUUUUCUUUUUUACUUGAGAACAGUAACUGUUGUGGUUGUAGGUUUGUAGUGGUGAGAAAAGUGAAUCUAAUAAUCCAUAAAAUAAAACUUGUGUAUUAUUCCUUUUGUGAGGGUGAGCAAUGGACCAAUUGUGAGGUUGUUAGACUCAAACCAGGUUCAAGUCAACAAAGCUACCUCUAUAAUUGUGGAGGUAAAGCUGGGUACACCAUGUCCUCCCCAGAAUCCAAUAUGAUGUGGUAUCCUUUUGCACUUAAUGUUAUGUUUAUCAUCUUUUAGUGGGGAAAUUUGGCUA
Molecule: messenger RNA, 2475 nt
Organism: Malania oleifera
Lineage: Eukaryota; Viridiplantae; Streptophyta; Magnoliopsida; Santalales; Ximeniaceae
Product: protein kinase and PP2C-like domain-containing protein
Exons: 12
Coding region: 197-2176 (659 amino acids)
Biological process (GO): protein phosphorylation
Molecular function (GO): ATP binding; protein kinase activity
Source: RefSeq, a predicted model, not a curated record